AGUUGAGUAAAGGAGGGAGGGAUCAAGUAACUGUUCGCAGCGCCUCACAGGCACACACAACACUGUCGUUUUGUGCGAGCGCUCUGCAGGUGAGGCAUUGUGGAGGACGUCUGCACUAAAGACGAGGAGGACGGAGGAGCUGAAGAGGAGAGAUGAGGAGUCUUCAAUCCAGCAUCUGAACAGGCUUCUGUGCACAUCUGGACUCUAAAUUCUAUCAAGCAUUUUUUUGUACACUGGAACUAAAUAUUUGGGAUUUUUUUACUUGGAUAUUAGGAGAAAUAUUCAUUUUUUUCUUUGAAUUGUGUCUCUGGAGCACCGAUAAUCUAGUAAGGAUAAGGAUAAACGGAGCGGUUUGUUUAAAGAAUGGGCACUAAAGUGUUGUUUAAAUAAUUCAAGUGAAAUACCCCAACCUGAAAUUUGAAAAAAUUGCAGAAAAUUUCAGAAUUUCAUGCAGGAACUGAGUCCUUUCGAGUCUGCAGGCUCGACUCUGGAGGGUUCUCCUCCCUGCCCUCCCUGUCUAUCCUCGCCCCCAGCAGCAUGUCCCAGGCUCAGAGGCUGCCUCUAGUCUUCCUCACAGCACACUACCAUGAUCAGAUGGGCAGCUGGAGGGAGUAAGGCUGCCUUUGCCUCGUUCUGCUCCGGGGCCGGGUUACGAGCUCCCUCUGGCUCCGAGGCCAGCUCCCGACCGAGGUCACCAACUCUGCGGUCCCCCCUCUCUUUCCCUGUCCUGGUUACCCUGCUGGUGUUCUCCCAGUCCCUACCUGAGGCGUCCUGCCACCAGCUUCGCAGAGACCGACUGAAACUCUACAACCCCCAAACCGCCGGGGUCCCCCUGAACAUUUCAGAAUCCGAACCCAUCUUUGAACCGAGGGCCACCAGGAGGCCUCUGGGUCGGACCGGGGGGCCACAGGGACGGCAUGUGCGCAGCUACAAUCACCUUGAAGGGGACAUACGGAGGAGGAAGCUGUUUUCUUUCCACAAGUUCUUCCUGAGGAUCGAUAUGAAUGGGAAAGUCAAUGGAACCAAAAGCAAGGACGACCCUCUUAGUGAGUAACUCCAGUAAAUCAAAAUGAGAGAAUUUGUACCUGAAGAUCAUCUUUUCAGACUCUCAAAUUAACUGUGACAUCUCAAGACUUUCUGACUCAGAUCUUGGAAUCUGUCAGGUCUUAACCCUUU
Oryzias melastigma (Indian medaka) is the source of this 1176-nucleotide messenger RNA. Its product is annotated as fibroblast growth factor 10-like. The transcript has a single exon. The coding region runs from base 587 to 1054 and encodes 155 amino acids. The record is from RefSeq and is a predicted model, not a curated record. Lineage: Eukaryota; Metazoa; Chordata; Actinopteri; Beloniformes; Adrianichthyidae.